This is a messenger RNA of Stegostoma tigrinum, 4603 nucleotides long. RefSeq names its product magnesium transporter NIPA2-like. Gene Ontology annotation, cellular component: membrane. The transcript is spliced from 6 exons. The record is from RefSeq and is a predicted model, not a curated record. Bases 229 to 1440 code for a protein of 403 amino acids. Lineage: Eukaryota; Metazoa; Chordata; Chondrichthyes; Orectolobiformes; Stegostomatidae. Gene Ontology annotation, molecular function: magnesium ion transmembrane transporter activity. Gene Ontology annotation, biological process: magnesium ion transport.
AGCAGCUAGUUGCAGAACGAGUUUAAAGAAAUUUGACGCUGCGCCUUGAGUCAGGUAGAGCUGGAAGGAGUCUGGUAACUGGUGGAGCAUCAGCAGAGGGGAGGUGCUUUAGGCAGGUGCUGGGGCGAGACUCAGUUCACAUUGCAGCGUUCAGAGAGAGACACAUACACCGAGGAGAUAGCUGCUGUGCUCCUGUUCUAAUGAGAAGCUGCACGAAGGUUUUAGACGAUGCAAGAAGCUACUGUGAUGGCAGAACACAACUGUUCCAAGGGAUCGUACGUGACGUUAUUGUGCCCUUCAACUUCCUGUGAGGCCUUGUGUCAGAUUGUCCAUGUAAAGGAUCUAACAAGCCCUUCCCUGAAUGCAUCCCUGGCACUGGAUCCAGAAGGGACCUCACUUGAUUUUUACAUUGGCCUGGUCUUGGCCAUUUUCUCCAGCUGCCUCAUUGGCAACAGUGUCAUUCUAAAGAAGAAAGGGCUGCUGCGAUUGGCUGAAGUAGGUGGUACCAGAGCAGGAGAUGGUGGCCACGGUUACCUGAAGGAUUGGAUGUGGUGGGCUGGCCUUCUAACAAUGGGUAUUGGAGAAGCGAUGAACUUUGCUGCGUACGCUUUUGCUCCUGCAACAGUUGUCACUCCGCUCGGAGCACUCAGUGUCCUGGUUAGUGCAGUAUUGUCAUCCUACCUCCUGCAAGAGAGACUGAACCUAUUGGGGAAGAUGGGAUGUGUUCUGUGCAUCCUAGGGUCAACCAUCAUGGUGAUACAUGCACCUCAAGAGGAGGAGGUGAAAACACUGGAAGAAAUGGCGCUGAAGCUUAAAGAACCAGGGUUCCUGGUGUUUGCUUGCCUCUUGCUGAUCACAGUGCUCUUCCUUGUCUUCUACACCGCCCCCAGACAUGGACACACCAACAUCCUUGUCUACAUUAGCAUCUGUUCCCUCAUUGGGGCUUUCUCUGUUUCCUCCGUGAAAGGAAUCGACAUUUCCAUCCGAGGAUACUUCGCCAAUCUCCCAGUGUACAAACACCUGUUAACCUGGAUCCUCAUCUUCUCUCUGCUGGCCUCUAUCAUCACCCAGGUCAACUACUUGAACAAAUCCCUUGACAUUUUCAACACCUCAGUGGUCUACCCCAUUUACUAUGUGUUCUUCACGACAGUAGUUAUCACCACGUCAGUCAUCCUGUUCAAAGAGUGGUACAGCAUGUCUGCUAUCGACAUUGUGGGUACUGUCACUGGCUUCGGAACCAUCAUCCUUGGAGUAUUCAUGCUUCAUGUCUUUAAAGACCUAAAUUUCAGCCUGAAGAACUUGCCAAAGACACUCAAGGCACAAGAGGGAGUUUGCGUCACUCCGAUGCUCAAAUUAGAUGACAAGCACUUCCUUAUAGAAAGCACGGACAAUGCAGUGUUCACUGAAGAGAAGCCCAGGGUCUUUGUAAUUUAUGGGUAAAGAUUUUGGAUUCAUGGACAAUUUUUUUUAAAAAAAGUGCUACUAUGACAACCAGAUGUAGGCAGACUAUGAAAUUAUUUGGUGUUUUGAUGCAGUGCCUUAUCAUGUGAACAUACUAUAAUAUGCCCGAUGACCCAGAGAAAGGUCAGUUCAUUCCACAAGAUUUCAAUUCAAUCUAGAAUCUAUGCUGCAGAUUGUGGUGACAAUAUAAGUCAGCUGAUCAGAUGUAAAUCAAAUGUGACUCUCAACAAUUCCAUCAGAGAAGCAGGAAGGCUGAUGUUUCAGGCCUAGACUCCUCUUCAGAAAUGAUUUCUGAAGAAGGGUCGAGGCCCAAAACGUCAGCCUUCUUGCUCCUCUGACGCUGCUUGGCCUGCUCGACACCUUGUUAUCCCAGAUUCUCCAGCAUCUGCAGUUCCUACUAUCUCUCAACAAUUCCCUCAUGUUUUAUGCUUAACACCCUUUCUGACCAGUGCAAAAGAAUGUAGUAUUUGAAAUGUUUUUGAGCAUUGCAAUUUUAUCCAUGAUCACUCUGUUCUGUCUCUCACCAGGAUUGUAUACUCAAAUGAAGUGCCAGUAACAAACAGAUCAGCCCUGCAGCCUGCUUCACGUAGUGGGGAUUGCCACAAUCUAACCAGUUUACAUGUGAAUCUAUCCCUUUUCUCAUUUUAUUUCUAUCAAACGAAAUGCCGGUUGAAAGUGCAAGCUUCUUCCCAUUUUUGACUUGCCAAUUAUUCUUACCUUCAGACAAUUACAAUGUUUGCUUGCUGCUGGUUUCACGUUCAUGAAAAAGUCAUCCUGUGCUGUUUGCUCACCUUAAUGGAUGAGGCAGUACGGCUCACAUUAAUGCCUCAGGACCGGGAGGGAUGAGUAGCCCAUUGUUCCUGUUCCUGUUCCUGGUCCCUAGUGUGUAUUAUGUACAUGUAUAUACCACAUGAAGAAAGGAUUGAGAUCUAUGCAUGGAGCUUGAAAGCACUGCCCAGUGUGGAACUGAAGCCCACGGACCCUGGGAAUACAUAGCCAGUACAGCAUUCCUUCAGUCCUACAGUACUGCUGUGUCAGCUGACAAGGAACUCUGGAGUGUGGUCUCUGAUAUUCCGAAACCUACAAUAUUACCAGUGGAUAAUACAGUCAGCGCUGCAUGCAAAGACUGACACAUUGUCCAGGCAGUGUGUACCUGCUUUUUGUCAACUCUCUUAUUCUUGUCUGCAUUUUGGACAAUUCUAUAAAGUCACUGAGAUUGGAGUAAGUGUUGCACCCAUUUCAGAGUAAUUGGGCUUUCCUAAAGUCAGUGAACCCUCUGCAUCAAUCAGUUUUGCUGCUGUCAGAGGCUGGUUUACCAGAAUUUUAUUCAGGCCCCAAGUGUUACGUUGAGGAUGAUUACAUAAUCCUGUCUUGAAUUUUUUUUUUGGAACAUUCAAGGUUAAGUGAUGAUAAUAUUGAGGAGUUUAGGGUUUGGAAAGGAACUAAUGAAUAGAGAGAUUUGUAGAAGUUUCCAGGGCAAGAGGAUCCAACCUAAAAUUAACCCAGUCCAUUCAGAAGGGAAAUUGGGAAACAUUUCUUCACACACAGAGAGUUAGAAAUGUGGAAUACUGUUUCUCAAAAGAAUUGUAGAUUUUAACUGGCACGGUGGCUCAGUGGUUAGCACUGCUGCCUCACAGUGCCAAGGACCUGGGUUUGAUUCCACCCUCAGGCAACUGUCUGUGUGGAGUUUGCACAUUCUCCCUGUGUCCGCAUGGGUUUCCUCCCACAAUCCACAGAUAUGCAGGCUAGGUGGAAUAGCCAUGGGAAAUUGCCUGUAUUCUUGAGGGAUGUGUAGCUUAGGUGGGUUAUAGGGAAAUGGAUCCGGGUGAGAUGCCCCAUAGGUUGCUGUGGACUUGUUGGACUGAAGGGCCUGUUUCCACACUGUAGGGAAUCUAUGAUCUAUGAUAAUUUCAAAUCUGAAUUUGAUGUGAUUUUGCUUAGGCAAGGGCACAAAAAGCAAUGUUGUCAUUCAUUACCCGUUCUCAGUUGCCUUGAAGAGGUAAUGAUGUUUUUUUUCUUGAACUGUGGCAUUCUGCAUGAUGAUGAUGCUUCUUCAAUGCUUUUGUGUAUUUUGCAUGAGUUAAACAAAUCUUUAUCCAUCAGGGAACAGUGGCCAGAGAGUUUCCACUUGUAACAUCAAAUUUUUCCAUCUGUAGCCAUUUUAUCCCAGGAUGCAAUGUAACUACCAUUUGUUUCUGAGAAUAUGUAUUUCAGCAUCUUCUUUAAUGUUUACACUGUAGCCUAAUGGGUUAGUAUUCCAACUGGGCAUUGCAUGUUCAGACCAGAGAUUCCAGGUUGUAUCCCUGGAGUGAGCUGAGUUAGCAACAUUAGUUGAUGCAAUAACAGCUGCUACGCUUGGACUAGGAAGUUACAAUCUGCCAAGUUUCUUGAUCACUGUUUGUAAAGAAGGGCAUUUUCAUAGGAAAACAACAAAUGAAGCCAUUCAGUCCAUCGUAUCUACAUUGACCCAGAUGAUAAAGAAUAUUGGAAAGUGCAAUAACAUACUUUAAAAGGCAAUGAAGACUUACGAAUAUUAGGAAAGUGAAAUAUUGCAAAUGAUAGGAAAUCUGGAAAAAAAAACAGAAAAUGCUGGAUGAACUAAGCAAGCCAGGCAGCAUUAAAGGCAAUCAAUCUGGAAUGUUAGUUGUGUUUCUCUACUCAUAGAUACUGCUUAAUCUGCAGCAUAUUUCCUGUUUCUACUUCCUUUCAAUUGCACUCCUUAAUGUGCUUCCAGUUCCAUCAGGCCCCAAACUUGAAAAUUUCUGUAAAUCCCUUUUAAUUCUGUUCUGGGUUCUGCAAGGUGGAUAUCAAUUUGGAACUAGACCAGGGAAAUAUUUUGAUUGCUUUCAAUCUCUUAAUGAAUGCACCCUGAAUGAUUAGUGUAUUGGAGCAAGAUGAAAAUAGUCUAAGUUUGUAUUUUUCUAUUUCAUAUAUAUUUUUGUAACAGUGUUUUACUGAUUGACUGACUGUUUUUGUAAAGAUGAGCUAAAUGCCUGUUAAUGCAUUAUGAUUCCUCAGUGCUGAGUGCAUUUUCAUGGUUUAAAGACAAAACAGAAGCAAACUGUAAAUAGAGCAGCCUCAAUAAAGAUUUGGCUUGGUAUAUUAAGUUUCUACAGAAUAAUAAAAAUGAACUGGAAUUGAA